GCAUGUUGAUUAUUUGGGCCCGCUGCCGACGCUGCUGGGAGCCUAGCGGUCCCGCUGCGGUUUGGGCUGAGGUGGCAUCUCUCUUCCACCACCGCCCCUAGUCCCUAGGUCCCUAUCUCCGAGGACCGCCCUCGACCUUCACCCUCACCCAUUUCCCCUCCUCCUCCCCGCUCCAGGGACCCCGUAUCCGAAUAUCUGCCCUCGUGCCACCUCCCGCGUUUCUCCCCUCCCGCAGCAAACCCCGCGACCUCCAGCAACCCGCCCCCGCGGGCCCGAUCCUGCCUGGCGGCUCUCGCAGCAGCCUGCACAGCCUUCCCGCUCUCCCAGGACUCGCGCCACUACACCCCCCGCCGUCCGCGCCCGGGCUUCCCGGUUCCCAACUCCUCCCGCCCCCUUGGAGCCCCCUCCCCCGCCCCGGCCAGCUGGCAUGCAGGUGUCUAUUGCGUGUACCGAGCAGAACCUUCGCAGCCGGAGCAGUGAGGACCGUCUGUGUGGACCCCGGCCGGGCCCCGGGGGCGGUAAUGGCGGGCCGGUCGGCGGGGGGCAUGGGAACCCUCCGGGGGGAGGAGGGUCGGGCCCCAAGGCCCGGGCCGCACUGGUCCCCCGACCCCCAGCGCCCGCUGGGGCCCUCCGAGAGAGCACCGGCAGAGGCACUGGCAUGAAAUACAGGAACCUAGGCAAGUCUGGUCUGCGGGUGUCCUGUCUUGGCCUAGGCACCUGGGUCACGUUUGGUUCUCAAAUAUCGGAUGAGACGGCAGAGGACGUGCUGACAGUGGCCUAUGAGCAUGGUGUAAACCUGUUUGACACGGCUGAAGUCUACGCAGCGGGGAAGGCUGAAAGAACCCUCGGGAACAUCCUUAAGAGCAAAGGAUGGAGGAGAUCAAGCUAUGUCAUCACCACCAAGAUUUUUUGGGGAGGACAGGCAGAAACCGAGCGAGGCCUGAGCCGCAAACACAUUAUCGAGGGCUUGCAAGGAUCCCUGGAGCGCCUCCAGUUGGGAUACGUGGACAUCGUCUUCGCCAACCGCUCAGACCCCAAUAGUCCCAUGGAGGAGAUUGUGCGAGCCAUGACCUAUGUCAUUAACCAGGGCCUGGCCCUCUACUGGGGGACAUCCCGGUGGGGAGCUGCGGAAAUCAUGGAGGCCUACUCCAUGGCCAGACAGUUCAAUCUGAUCCCCCCAGUGUGUGAGCAAGCUGAGCACCACCUGUUCCAGAGGGAGAAGGUGGAGACGCAGCUGCCGGAGCUCUACCACAAAAUCGGUGUUGGAUCAGUCACUUGGUCCCCUCUGGCUUGUGGCCUCAUCACUAGCAAGUAUGAUGGGCGAGUCCCAGAUACCUGCAGGGCCACUGUCAAGGGCUACCAGUGGCUCAAGGACAAGGUGCAGAGUGAGGGUGGCAAGAAGCAGCAACAAGCCAAAGUCAUGGACCUUCUUCCCAUCGCUCACCAGCUGGGCUGCACAGUGGCCCAGCUGGCCAUUGCAUGGUGUCUCCGCAGCGAGGGUGUCAGCUCAGUCCUCCUGGGGGUGUCAAGUGCAGAGCAGCUGAUGGAACACCUGGGAGCCCUGCAGGUUCUGAGCCAGCUGACCCCGCAGACGGUGAUGGAGAUAGACGGGCUCCUGGGGAACAAGCCGCAUUCCAAGAAGUAGUCGGUCGAGGGUGCAAGCACCCGCACCGGGGCCGCCGCACCCGCCGAGGACCGCCUCCCGCCGCUGCCUCCCGCCCGCCCCGGAUCCCUCCACGCCGCGGCCGCCGCCAGGGAGGCCCCGCCCCCGAACGAGUCCCGGCUUCGAGUAGCGAUGCGCAUGAACAAAGCCAUAUCCUUCCGCAGUGGGGCUCGAGAGGGAAAGUAGUGCGCCGCCCUCCUCGAUGCGCUCCGCCGGGCCCUCUUGCUAAUCCCGGGCAUGAACCACCGGGCCGUCCCCUCUCUGCCCCUUGGUUUCGCUCCCUUCUCUUCUUCCCCUAAUCGCCGAGACCCAGGGGAAAACAAAAAAACAGGGCAGAUCCAGGAAACAUGCCAAUUACCUCAAAAGUGGCCCUGGAGCUGUCAUCGAGGGGUAAUAACCUAAGAAGCGAGUCGUGACUCCCGCUGGGACAAAGGAACCGGGGCUCUUGCGUUACUCGGUACAGAGGAAGCCAGGCUGGUCCUGGCGGGAAGUAAAUGCUGAUCGUUGAGGACCCUGCCUCCCAGCGGAGGUGGGGGGGGGGGCGCUUAAAUUGAGCACGAGUGUCAGUACUUUGUUCUUGCAAAGAAGAGGGGCGGUGGGGAGGGGGAGAUGCAGUGACAGCCCUGACGCAGGUAAAGGGAAGUGUGCUGGCCAAGCAGUGGGGAUGGCUCUGGGGAAAAGUUGGGCUGUGCUUUGCAGGACAUGGUGACAGCCUUUGGGUCACAGCGGAGACCUGGGGCUAGGAUGGUCAUGUCUGGGGGAGAGACUUUCGAGCCUGUAGCAGGAUUUCCUACCGAGCAGUGGAGGACUGCAGUCUUCCUCCUGGCAAUAAUCUUAAAGCAAUAAUGCCGGCCUUUCUUCUGUAAGACUUUUCCCAGGGAACUGUAAAUAAAAUCUCAGCUUGGUCCUCA
Mustela erminea (ermine) is the source of this 2574-nucleotide messenger RNA. RefSeq names its product potassium voltage-gated channel subfamily A regulatory beta subunit 3 (gene KCNAB3). Gene Ontology annotation, cellular component: voltage-gated potassium channel complex; cytoplasm; membrane. The coding region runs from base 428 to 1645 and encodes 405 amino acids. The transcript has 14 exons. The record is from RefSeq and is a predicted model, not a curated record. NCBI's taxonomy places the organism in Eukaryota, Metazoa, Chordata, Mammalia, Carnivora, Mustelidae. Gene Ontology annotation, molecular function: voltage-gated potassium channel activity; potassium channel regulator activity; transmembrane transporter binding. Gene Ontology annotation, biological process: potassium ion transport; regulation of potassium ion transmembrane transport.